Messenger RNA from Chaetomium fimeti, 1479 nucleotides. RefSeq lists its product as uncharacterized. Gene Ontology annotation, biological process: regulation of DNA-templated transcription. Gene Ontology annotation, molecular function: DNA-binding transcription factor activity, RNA polymerase II-specific; zinc ion binding. The transcript is spliced from 3 exons. Lineage: Eukaryota; Fungi; Ascomycota; Sordariomycetes; Sordariales; Chaetomiaceae. The coding region runs from base 1 to 1479 and encodes 492 amino acids. Gene Ontology annotation, cellular component: nucleus. The record is from RefSeq and is a predicted model, not a curated record.
AUGGGGUUUACCACAGUUCUCGAACCUCGAUUCCGCUCGGCCAUCCCAGACACACCACCCGAGGUGCUCACACCGGAUUCGGCCUCCUUUCCCUUACGCCAGUCAGAGGAGAAAUCCUGGAACUUGCGUGCUCCUCCAUCCCCCCCUAUGUCCAACUAUGACCCGACCGUCAAGGCAAGCGACAUGUCGUCGUCCGGCAAGGGCUCAGAGGAUACGCAGUCCCGCAGGGAAUCUUCUCCCGACCAGAGUGCACCACGACAACAGCUUCCUUCCUUGAGCAGCCUCUUUGGACCGCCCUCACAAAUCGCCCCGCUCCACUCGCCCUUCUCAGAGCGUCCGGGACACUAUUCAGCCUCGUCACCACUUGACCAUCCCCUCAGGCCGGCCGUGGGCUCAUCCUCGUACUUCCCCUCGUCAGCGCCGUCCGCAUCACAACCCAGGAGCUUGUUGGAGUCGAGGUUGCCGGAGCGCCCUCAGAUCCCGCCGCUAUCGCGAGUGUUCCCAGGGGCGCUCUCGCCCGCACCACGACAGGAGCAACGGCAAGACGGGCGCCCAGAGUACAGUUCCGGGAGUCAGUGGCCUGCACAGCACGAGACGAGCCGGGAGUAUUCCUUCGGCGGCCGUGAUCACCAUCAGUUUUACCAACCGGCUAUGGACCGGUACCCCCCUCAAUUGCCAGGCGGCCGGGAAGACGGGCGGAGGACGGACUACCGGGAGCCUCAAACACCGAUCCUCAAUCCGCCCGCGACACCGACAAGCAGUGUUGGCUCGGAAGCGCCUCCGGCGAAGGACGGUUUGGGGCCCAAGAUCUGGACGGGGACGCACUUUCUGCCGCGGUUCGUCCGGGCAGCCGAGGUCCCGGGCGAGGGAAUGUGCUAUUUCUACGACGAUGGGAGCCACUGCAAGACGGUCAUCGACGGAGAGGCGGUCAACGCGCACUGGGGCGUGACGAAGGCCGGGAAGCCGAGAAAGAGACUGGCCAUCGCGUGCGUCACCUGCCGCGAGAAGAAGAUCAAGUGCGACCCGGACUACCCGCGGUGCGUGCAGUGCGAGAAGUUUGGGCGGGUUUGCAAGUUCAAGAAUGCGCCCCGAGGCGGUCAUAACACAUCUCCCUCCACGCCUCCGGCCGAGGUCGAAGAUCUGCGCCGGCUAGGGGGAAUGAUCCAACGCCCACCGACGGACCAUCAUCACCACCACCACCAUACCAGGCCGAGCAGCCACUCGAGCGGAUCAGUCUCGCCGCGGACAACGCUUCGGCCGGCGAGUCCCGACCUCUCGGGACCGCGCAAACUCGCUCGCGUCGGUUACGAGCACUACAGCCCGACGACUGGGCGACAAUCGCCGCUGGCGCCAACGCCUGACUCGGCGCGGCCCGCUGCUCCUUUCUCCUGGCGGCAGCCGGAGACGUUGCCGCGGCUUCAUGAUGAUGUUCUGCGACGGGCUUGGCAGACCGAUCCACGACCUGAUGCUCGUGUAUAA